Molecule: messenger RNA, 250 nt
Organism: Spirodela intermedia
Lineage: Eukaryota; Viridiplantae; Streptophyta; Magnoliopsida; Alismatales; Araceae
Source: the annotation of a GenBank genome assembly
AUGGGUCACCCCUUGUACGCAAGAGGCAUUCUCAUUUUUCAUCAGUUUAAUCUCAAGUUUCUUCCCUUUAUGGAGGUUCUCCCCCUUUGUUGGUCGAUUUCAACAUCCCUAUGAGCUCAAGGAAUCAUUUUUUAUCAUGUGGACUCAAGAUCAACCCCUUGUGAACUCAAGGGACAAAAUAUCUUCGUUAUGUGGAUUCAAGUCAAGGACUUUUCAUCCAAACACAUUCCUUGUAGAUGCAAGGUUGUAA